Messenger RNA from Necator americanus (New World hookworm), 2562 nucleotides. RefSeq lists its product as uncharacterized. The transcript has 25 exons. Gene Ontology annotation, molecular function: oxidoreductase activity, acting on the aldehyde or oxo group of donors, disulfide as acceptor. The coding region runs from base 1 to 2562 and encodes 853 amino acids. Gene Ontology annotation, biological process: positive regulation of mitochondrial translation; branched-chain amino acid catabolic process. NCBI's taxonomy places the organism in Eukaryota, Metazoa, Nematoda, Chromadorea, Rhabditida, Ancylostomatidae. The record is from RefSeq and is a predicted model, not a curated record.
AUGUUACGGCGUUCCUUCUUUACACUGUUCCAGCAAUUCGUUGCACAUCCUUCAUGUUCACGAACCACACUUCGUGGACCAUCUCCCGUUCUGAGUUCCGUCCGCUGCCGACAGUUCCAUGGCUCACGGCGGUUGUGUUCACAGGAAAUGUCCCGACAUGAGGAAUUCGAACAUCGACUCAAUUCUUCUCGACGUCAGUUGCGAAAACGACGUCCAUACCCUUCUGCUUUCGCGAAAAACUUACGACAACCUGAAGUUGUUGCGUUAGCUCUCUCCGAGUCUCUUGACUUAACGGCAAUUUCAGCGGAUCCUUCAAUUUCCAAUAUGUUUGACGUUUCUUAUAUAGAUGAAGAGUUUGACGAUGCGCUUCAUCUAGUGAAAAAGUUGGAAUACUCUAUAAACCCUAUUCAAAUCAACGAGAUUUUUGUCUUUCAGGAUGGGGUUGUAGUGUUUUGGAAUGUAGACCAUGCUCAGAGAGCACACACGAUCCGCGAUCUCGAACGGCACAUGGAUGGACCUUACGAAUCGUCAAUAACUAUGGAAGAGCAAGACACUAUGCCUUAUUCACUUGUGGAAGGUGGCCAGACUAUGAUAAAACAGGAUUGCUUCAUGCUCAAUGGAGAAAAACAUGGUGCUGACCAUCGCAAACUCGAUAAUGUUCUUGAACGAUUCUCAUUAAGUCAAGCCUUUGCCGCAUCGGUGAAAGUAGGCGUUUGGGAAACUCUGUUGAAUAAUCUCGCUGAACCUCUCUCGGAUACUACAAAGGCACUUAAACAAGGUGUUAUUCCUUGGAGUCGUAAAGAAGCGCUAAAGAAAUCCGGAGAGUUUGCUGCGCUGCGACAUUCCAUAAAUCUUGACUGUACUUUACUUAAUCGCGAUUUUUACUGGGAUCAUUCCCAGGUGGAAGAGUACUAUUUGAUGUCAGCACGCCACUUUAUCUUAGCAAGACGUAUAAGUAGCUUAAACCGACGUCUUGAUUACUGCGAAGAACUGGUGAAGAUGGUCGACAACAUCUUGGCAUUAAGACAUGCUUCUACUCUAGAAUGGAUGAUCAUAGUACUGAUUGUUAUUGAAGUGAUUUUCGAUCUGCUCCACUUCGCAGAUAACUCACCAACUAAGGUAUCUCCUCAACGUAUCUUAAAGCGAUUUCCCCUGGGAGAUGGAAGGUGCUCGAAAGCAAUCGCUCUUAAUUGCUUCUCGUGGAGAAGUAUGUUAUCGCGUGUAGUGCCAUCUGUAGCUCGUGCAGCAUUAGUUCGUAGUUCGGUGAGACUCCUAACCACACAAGCUGGCGAUGAUUUCACUCUGAAAGAGUUCAGUGAAAAGUAUUUAGGCUAUCGCAAGGCAGCAUUUACGGAGAAGCUAGAGAUUAUUGACCCUAGCGCUGAACCUGCGCUUCCAAUUUAUCGUGUCACAGACAUGCAGGGGAAUAUUAUCGACCAUUCACAAGAUCCUAACUUAGACAAGGAGACUUCUUUGAAAAUAUAUCGGGACAUGACCCAGUUGAACGUGAUGGAUCGCAUUCUCUACGACUCCCAACGACAAGGAAGAAUCUCAUUUUACAUGACUAAUUUCGGAGAAGAGGGAGCACACGUAGGAUCGGCAGCUGCUCUGAAUAAUAAAGAUCUAAUUUAUGGACAAUAUCGUGAAGUCGGAGUUUUAAUGUGGAGGAACUUCCCACUUGAAAACUUCAUGCAUCAGUGCUAUGGAAAUCACAAAGAUAUAGGCAAAGGACGGCAAAUGCCUGUACAUUAUGGCUCUACUGAGCAUAAUUUCGUGACUAUUUCUAGUCCUCUAACCACACAGCUGCCUCAGGCAGUAGGAUCUGCAUAUGCAUUCAAGCGCACUCCCAAUAAUGAUCGUAUUGUGGUUGUAUAUUUUGGAGACGGUGCAGCAUCUGAAGGAGAUGCUCAUGCGGCUUUCAACUUUGCUGCAACAUUGGACUGCCCUAUCAUUUUCUUCUGUCGUAACAAUGGUUACGCAAUCAGUACGCCAACUUCAGAGCAGUAUGGUGGUGACGGUAUCGCUGGGAAAGGACCCGGUUAUGGUCUGCAUACAAUUCGUGUUGAUGGAAAUGACGUGUUUGCUGUUUACAAUGCGACAAAAGCUGCUCGAGAGCUGGCUAUAAAGAAUAAGCCGGUUCUUAUUGAGGCGAUGACCUAUAGACUGGGUCAUCAUUCAACUAGUGACGAUUCAACAGUCUACAGAUCGCACGAAGAAGUGAAGGAGUGGGGCGAUAAGGAUCAUCCAAUUUCGCGAUUCAAGAAAUACAUAACCGAAAAGGGGUGGUGGAAUGAAGAUGAUGAAAAGAGCUGGCAGAAAGAUUGCCGUAAACGGGUGUUGAAGGCAUUUGGAGAUGCCGAAAAAACAAAACUUUCUCACUACCAUGACAUGUUCGAGGAUGUGUACAAGGAGAUGACCCCGAGUUUGAAACGCCAACGCGAUGAGUUCGAUGCUCAUAUGGAGGAGUACAAAGAGCACUAUCCAAAACUUCAGUGUUAUCGGUGUUAUCCACCAUUCCAUUUUUUGGUGAAUUUGGUAUUUGUAUUGGGUGCAGAUCACUAA